CUCGCGAGCCGGCGAGUGUGGGGCGCCGCAGGGCGGGAGCCGCUGCUACCACCGCCGCCACCCGGAGAUCGCAGCCCCCGCCAUGUCGGACUUCGACAGCAACCCCUUCGCCGACCCGGACCUCAACAACCCCUUCAAGGAUCCUUCGGUUACGCAAGUGACAAGAAAUGUUCCCCCUGGACUAGAUGAGUACAAUCCUUUCUCUGAUUCAAGAACAGCUCCUCCAGGAAAUGUGAAAAUGCCUAAUGUACCCAGUACUCAGCCAGCAAUAAUGAAACCAACAGAAGAACCACCUGCUUACACUCAAAUUGCAAAGGAGCAUGCCUUGGCCCAGGCAGAACUACUAAAGCGUCAAGAAGAAUUGGAAAGAAAAGCUGCUGAACUGGAUCGCAGAGAAAGGGAAAUGCAGAGUCUCAACCAGCAGGGGGGUAGAAAAAAUAACUGGCCACCUCUUCCUGAGAACUUUCCAGUGGGACCGUGUUUCUACCAGGACUUCUCUGUAGAUAUUCCUGUAGAAUUCCAGAAGACUGUAAAGAUCAUGUACUACUUGUGGAUGUUCCAUACAGUGACACUGUUUCUUAAUAUCUUUGGAUGUUUGGCCUGGUUUUAUGUUGAUGCUACUCGAGGUGUUGAUUUUGGAUUGAGUAUCCUCUGGUUCUUGCUUUUUACACCUUGUUCUUUUGUCUGCUGGUACAGACCACUUUACGGAGCCUUCAGGAGUGACAGUUCAUUCAGGUUCUUUGUGUUCUUCUUUGUGUAUAUCUGUCAGUUUGCUGUACAUGUACUUCAAGCUGCAGGAUUUCAAAGAUGGGGAAACUGUGGAUGGAUUUCGUCUCUUACUGGUCUUAAUAAGAGUAUUCCUGUUGGCAUUAUGAUGAUCAUCAUAGCUGCACUUUUCACAGCAUCUGCUGUGAUCUCAUUAGUUAUGUUUAAAAAGGUUCAUGGUCUCUACCGCACAACUGGUGCUAGUUUUGAGAAAGCACAGCAAGAGUUUGCAACAGGGGUGAUGUCCAACAAAACUGUACAGACUGCUGCAGCCAACGCCGCAUCGACAGCAGCAACCAGUGCAGCUCAGAAUGCAUUCAAGGGUAACCGAAUGUAGAGGAAAUAAAAGAAAUUGUUGCGGUUCUCUUUGUGCUUUAUUUUCAGGUCAUUUAUUCUGUUUCCUAAAAGCCUAGAAUAAAAUUAACACAGCAUGUUUGUCUUUUCUCCAGCUGUGCAUGGGUAAAAUGGGAAAUGUUAGUUUUGUUCUAUUAUGAAUUUAUUUAUUUUGAAAGCAUAUUCUUUGCCCUUCUUUUAGAAGUUUCUAUCUAUGAUGUAAAGCCCUCUGUAUUUUAUGGGAGAUAAGUAGUUCCAACAAUUAGCCUCAUAUUGGACAAUGGUAUCUAAUUAUCAAAUAAAUAUAUUAGGAAUUUGAUAAAUUCUUCAAAUUUUUUAGGGUAAGUCUUUUGAUAUAAACCUGUAAAUUUUCAUGAAUGCUGUUGAGUUAUCUGAUCAUACUGAAAUCAUGUUUUGGUCCAGAAUUUACUUGCACCAUUUUAUAGCAUUCGUUUUAUCUAUUUUCAUGGAGUAUUCUCUUCCUGUGAGAAACGACAAUGAUGCAUAAACAUUCUUUGUAACGGAAUGUCUAAUGCAGUGUACAAGUUAAGAAAGUUAGCUAACGGUUACAAUCACAGACAUAAAUGAUUAUAUACUAUGUUUUUUAUUUCAGUAUUUCUUUCUUGAGGUAAUAAUUUUGCUGGAAAAGAACAGAUAUUGAUGUUUAGAACACUAGUUUCUUGUUUAGCUCUCCUCAUUGACCUGCAGUGGUAUUUUUGUUUUGGGGAUCCUUAGAUUUUUUUUUUUUAGUGUGGUUUGUGUUGAACAGUGGUACUGAAUCUCUAGCCUUGUCAGUCACUCUGUUUACUGCUUGUCCAAAAAUAUAAAUACACAGUAUUUAAUUUUCUUACAAUAAUAUUGUCUAAGAUGAAUCUUUCUAAGCAAUGGCAUUACAGAUACUUGAAUGCAUUUUAACAUAACUCAGCCAUCUCUGUGAUUUACACUUGGAAGAGCUUCCUGUUUCAAACUGAAAAAGUGAAAACUAUUCAUCUUUCACAACGUCAUUGAGCUGAAGGCCGAAAAGAUUGAACGGUUGCUGAGGAACAGAACAGUCAGUAAUGGGAUGUGCCAUUGUAUUGUUCUAAAGUUUAAUCAGGUCUUUAAUUAUAAAGUGAUGGAUUUGUCCUUUGAAGGUUACUUAGAGUUCCUUGAUUUGGCUCAUGAGCAUAAUGUUUGGACUAUUUUUUAAGCUUUGUUUUAGAAAAUGAAAGCAGAACAUCAUCCCAUGACCUGUAGUGUAAUUUUAUUGUGGAUGAAAUUUUUUCAGCUCUUAACGUGUGAAUCACUUUUGGCAAGAUUGAGCCAGAAGUUUCUGCGGCCCCUCCAUGCUGACCGAUUAAAUCUUUCUCAUACAGUGUAUUUAUAAUAACAUAAACUUUCUAUUUUUUAGUGCUAUUAACUUAAUUCCUUGAUGAGUACUACCAUUAGCUGUAGUAAUUAGUCGUCUUUAUUUUACUGACUUCUUUAAAUCCAACUUGAGUUUGGAUAAAUGUAGCAGUUUUACCUACACAGAAGUUUAAUAAUAAUAAUAUGCUAUCAUCUAAAUAUUCUUUGAAUCACAAUGUUAAAAGCAAUUUAAAUGUUCUAUCUAAUAGGGGCUCUAAAAUUUUACAGUAGUGAAUAGGUUAGCCUUGAACUUAAAUCUGUGUGGGAUGUUAAUAAAAGCUUUUCAGACAGGUCUUCAUUUUCUGCUGAGAUGGGGUCUACACUUCUAGCAGCUGUGCAUCAAAGUUGUUCUUUUCAAAAUCCUUCACAUUUGACUUGGCAGUUCUGUUCAGGAGCUGUAAUACGGAUUAUUUUGAAUCUAAAUUUAAGUAGUUGUCUUGGAUCUCCCUCGGAUUUGAAUCCCAGUGACAUAAUCCUUGCUUUAAGCUGAAGAAUGCAUAAUACAAAUUACCUGAAUAUAAUAGGGAAAAGAUAUACAUUUAGGUAUAAAAACCUGAAUUUGGCAGGCAUAUUUUGCCAAAUGUUUAAAUGUCAAUGAGAAUGUUCAGUGUAGGCUGGGUGUCGAUUUGUAAUGUGCUGGGCUGAAUAUAUGGAUCUAAACCUGGUAAGCAAAAUUCAAGAGGCAGUUAUGGGAGCUUUUAAACCAGAAAUCUAAUGCUUUGCAGCCCAAAAGGGAGGAAGAAGUUUGAGUUUACCUUUGGCAACAGAAGGCCGAUGUUGGUUAAAAUACUUUUACCCAAAUAAAAUGAUAUUUCAGCCUCUUACUAAUUACCAGACUAUGGCACCCACUUGUCAUUUUGUAGUAUUGUGACAAAUUGAGUACAGAGUAUGAAGUUUAAACACUGGAAUGUCAGUAGUCAUUGAUACGUAAUAUAGGAGUAUUUAUCAUGGGGAUGUUUGUAUAUUUUGUAAAUUACUAACAAUGCUCUGUCAUCCUGGUGAAUGUCAUGAUUCUCUACGAAUACACUCCUGUCCCUCUGUUGCAUGUCUGAGCUGUUCAGAAGUUUUGUAUAUUUAUUGUAUUAACACGGUGUCACAGAAUAAAAAAAAAAACAACUUUUUUCUGGGAUUUUUGCUCUGUAUAGUUUUGAACAAAAUAGUCUGUUCUUUCAGAAUUCAGGAUGACAUGUGAGGCGGCUGAUCUAUGUAAAAAUCUCACUUGCCUUUUGUAAUUCUGUAUAUAAAUGCUUUAAUUAUGCUGAAAUGGGAAAGAUGCCCACUAUUGAAGUUAUACAUUAGGAUAAUCAGAACAGCCAACUCAGAUAUUAUAAGAAACAUUCUCAAAUACUUGCAGCCUGCUUCCUUGUGCUAGAUAGGUAGAGAGUCAAAAUCUAAACAUGUUUUGUCAUUACUGAAUGAAAUUCUGUGGCUAUCCAUUGAAUCCUGAAACGUUAUUGAAAGUAAAAUGAAGUUGCUGAAAGCAGCAUUGGUUUGGUA
Lagopus leucura (white-tailed ptarmigan) is the source of this 3981-nucleotide messenger RNA. RefSeq names its product secretory carrier membrane protein 1 (gene SCAMP1). The record is from RefSeq and is a predicted model, not a curated record. Gene Ontology annotation, cellular component: trans-Golgi network membrane; recycling endosome membrane. Bases 83 to 1102 code for a protein of 339 amino acids. NCBI's taxonomy places the organism in Eukaryota, Metazoa, Chordata, Aves, Galliformes, Phasianidae. The transcript has 9 exons. Gene Ontology annotation, biological process: protein transport.